Messenger RNA from Emiliania huxleyi CCMP1516, 162 nucleotides. RefSeq lists its product as hypothetical. The record is from RefSeq and is a predicted model, not a curated record. Bases 1 to 162 code for a protein of 53 amino acids. The transcript has 2 exons. Lineage: Eukaryota; Haptophyta; Isochrysidales; Noelaerhabdaceae.
AUGCCGGGCGGCGGUGUUCGUCUCUCUGUGUGGGGCGGGGCUGGCGAGUCACUCCCACGCCUCUCGGGAUUUUUAUAUUACCCAAAAGCUAGGCUACACAACGCCCUCUAUGUUUGGUCUCGGGAUUUUAUCUGGUGGAUAUCCUUUGGCCGCGUUGGGUAG